CAGCUGUCCAAUAGAGGCCCUCAGUGCUAGCACGGCUUGCAGCUUAAGCGCCUCCGCGGUCUGAGGAAUGUCAACUAUUCAAUAUGGAGGCGGAGGUCGAUAAGCUGGAACUGAUGUUCCAGAAAGCUGAUUCUGAUUUGGAUUACCUUCAAUAUAGGCUGGAAUAUGAGAUCAAGACUAAUCACCCACAUUCAGCAGGAGAGAAAAAUGCAGGUACAAUUUUAAAGGAAUUAUCAGCAAUAAAGUCUCGAUAUCAAGCUUUAUGUGCACGUUUUAAGGAAGUUUCUGUUGAGCAAAAAGAGACCAAGAGCUGCAUUUGUGCUCUUUUGAACAAGACAAUGACCAUGAUACAAGACCUACAAAAGCAAACAAACCUGGAGCUAACUCUACUGACUGAAGAAGAGAAAGCUGUGACAGAACAAUUAAAGUCUCAUCUGCCAGACUUGAUUUAAAAGGAACUCUGAUGGAGAAAAGAUCAGUUCCAAAGAGAUGCAGCAAGAUAUGUAGAGGUUGGGGGCUGAUGAGGAAGACUGAGAUUUUCCUUGACUGAGAGGAUCAUGAGAUCAUAAUGCAUCUCAUAUGAAGGGUAGAUAUCAUAAGACUGAAACCCAAAGGAUGGGAUGGGAAUAAAGAAAUGUAAAUACUGAUA
Apodemus sylvaticus (European woodmouse) is the source of this 649-nucleotide messenger RNA. It is a transcript of the gene Ska2, whose product is annotated as spindle and kinetochore associated complex subunit 2. Gene Ontology annotation, molecular function: microtubule binding. The transcript is spliced from 4 exons. Gene Ontology annotation, biological process: cell division; chromosome segregation; mitotic cell cycle. Lineage: Eukaryota; Metazoa; Chordata; Mammalia; Rodentia; Muridae. The record is from RefSeq and is a predicted model, not a curated record. Bases 84 to 452 code for a protein of 122 amino acids. Gene Ontology annotation, cellular component: outer kinetochore; spindle microtubule.